AUGGAUUCUUAUAACAAUUUUCUAAUAAAGCUUCAAUUGAUCGAAGUUCUUUUCAUCGCUUCCGGCAGAUUCCUGCACAUGUCAAUCCAGCUCCCUGUCAAUACAAUUUUUAGCCCGACCUGCCUCAACUUCGUUACAAUCUCAACUCUUCAGGCACCCGGCCAAGAAACGAAGAAGUGCAGUUAUCUAAGAUCGGGUUGGGUGCAGAGCACUUCAGCGAGGAUGAGCAACUUCUUAUCUUCGUCCCCUCUUUCUCUAUUCCGAAACAGCUUCUUGUGA
Molecule: messenger RNA, 279 nt
Organism: Nezara viridula (southern green stink bug)
Lineage: Eukaryota; Metazoa; Arthropoda; Insecta; Hemiptera; Pentatomidae
Source: the annotation of a GenBank genome assembly